AUGAAGACAAAUGAGAGCAGAUGGCAGCAAAGAACUCAGAUUUUGCCAGAAGAUCGCAGCGCCGAAUUCAAGCAGUAUCCCUACAUCACAAUGGACGAGCUCAAGCUUCGCAAGGAGAGGCCGCGCCGAGUGAAGAUGCUCAUGCGAGACUUUAUCGAUGACAGUUUAUACAACCCUCACUACGGCUACUUCUCCAAGGAGGCCGUCAUCUUCAGUCCCGGCGAACCCUUUGAAUUCAACAGCAUGCGAGACGAGAUCGAGUUCCAGUCAGAGCUAGGCAGGCGAUACAUUGAAUUUGAAGACUUGCUCGACGAUGCUGAAGGCGUUAAUCCCACGCGCCAGCUCUGGCACACGCCGACGGAGCUCUUCCGUCCAUACUACGGCGAGGCGAUUGCGCGGUACCUCGUGUCCAACUACCGCCUGACGACCUACCCGUACCACGACCUCAUCAUCUACGAAAUGGGUGCCGGCCGCGGUACCCUCAUGCUCAACAUCCUCGACUACAUCCGGUCGGUUGACCCGCAAGUCUACGCGCGAACCAAGUACAACAUCAUUGAGAUUUCCCCUGCGCUGGCAGACCUCCAAACCAGACACCUCACCUCCACCGCCGAGUCUCGGGGCCACUUCAACAAGGUCAACAUUAUCAACAAGUCCGUCUUUGCUUGGGACCAGUACGAGCCGUCGCCCUGCUUCUUCCUGGCCAUGGAGGUCUUUGACAACUUCUCCCACGACGGAAUCCGCUACGACAUGACGACAGAGGCACCGCUGCAAGGCCACGUCUUGAUCGACGCUGACGGCGACUUCUACGAGUUCUAUACACACGAGCUUGACCCGGUUGCUGCCCGCUUCUUCCGUGUUCGCCAUGCUGCCACGGGCGGCCAAUAUCCCAAGCCGUAUGCCGCCAACUCGUUUGUGCGCUAUCUGUCCACCAAGAUGCCGUUUGCGCCAAACCUUUCCGACGCAGAGUACAUCCCUACGCGCCUAAUGCAGUUCUUUGAUGUCUUGGAAAAGUACUUCCCUGCGCAUAGGCUGCUGACUUCGGAUUUUCACAGCUUGCCUGAAGCUGUCAAGGGCCUCAAUGCGCCUGUCGUCCAGACGCGGUACAAGCGCCGCAUGGUGCCCGUCUCUACACCUCUGGUCCAUCAGGGAUACUUUGAUAUUCUCUUCCCCACCGACUUUGGCAUAACGGAGGCCAUGUACCGUGCCAUCACCGGCAAGUUGACCCGUGUCAUGACCCAUGGAGAUUUCAUGCGACGCUGGGCAUAUGUCGAAGACACAGAGACGCGAAGCGGCGAAAACCCUCUCCUCUCCCAUUACAAAAACGCCAGUGUUCUGGUUACUGUAUAA
Molecule: messenger RNA, 1347 nt
Organism: [Torrubiella] hemipterigena
Lineage: Eukaryota; Fungi; Ascomycota; Sordariomycetes; Hypocreales; Clavicipitaceae
Source: the annotation of a GenBank genome assembly